GUUGGACGCGACUUUGUUGACCGUGUGUGCGAGUUGACAAUGGGAGAUCGGCGCGACUAUGACCGAGGCAGGAGAUCUGUGCCCUAGCCAUUGGCGUGCUCCUGAGACGAAGGCCUCCACCUCAUAUGACGUGAACCGGGGUCGAUCGGCGUCCCCGAGGAAAGCUGCGGCUGCUGCUACUGUGGCACCGGAAGACUUGCGUCGUCAAAUUGAGGAACUAAACAAGAGCCUGGCGUCGGUGUCCGAGUUCGUUUUGGCAGAAAAGGCAAAGAAGGCCGAAGAGGAACAUUUACGCAUCGAAGCCGAGGAAGAAGCCGAGAGAAUGAAGGUGGAGCAGAAGGCUCGUGAGAAGAAGGAACAGAAGCGCAUCAAGAAGCAGAUGAGGGAAGCACAACGUGCUACAAAGAUCGAUAAGAAGGUGGAGUUCCAAUUGGCAAUCAAAACUGGCGACUUCUUCAAUCGUAUGGAGGCUAGUUUGGGCCCAGUGUUGGAAUUCGCUUGGAAAGUCAAACCAGUAAAACAGAAGGUGCAUAUACCCUCCGAUCCUGGCAAUGAGAGUUAUGAAAGCGGCACGGAGGACAUUCGAGCAAAAACCAAGAAGUUGACGAUUCAUGAGAAAAGGAAGAGGGGGCCUGAUGUGGUGUUCGAAGACAUUCCACCGAUUGCUAGAAUCCUAAAAGCUAUCCUUGUCGGUAUUUUGAGGAAUCUGAGAAAGAUUUCGGAAGUCUAUAGAUGGGGAUUGAAAUCGCUCAUAAAGCUGUAUAAUGUGAUAAAGGAUUUCAGUAAGAAAUCUACUCGGAAGUACCUUAGGCGGUUGAUAUCUCGAGUGGUCCAUGAUUCGUUUGGUUUCAGUCUGUCUGCCGAUCUCGUUAUUCGCGUGAAGUUUGAUGACCGCAUUAGAUUAGUAGAGCUAAGGAAAUUAAUGAACGAUGGUAUUAUGGCGUGCAAGUUACUUGUCUGCAUUCAGAAUCGGGCAAUGAAGAAGGUACAGAUCGUCUGGGUGAAGAACCCUUCGAUCGGUCAUACCCUUCAUAAUCAACAGGCUUUUGCGUCCCGCGAUACUGCCACCUGCGUCUGUGCAGGGUCUCCCCAUCCGAAAGAGGAUGGGCACGUCUGCUUUCGUUUGUGCGACGGCGAUACUCGAUACCAAAGAUUGUCGAACGCUAAUGACAUUUCACAUCCUGACAUCUUGAACCGGAUGUCUCUGCUGCGACAGAAAGUGGUAUCUGGGUUCUCGAACUGGUACAAUCUGAAGGGGUUUGUACCUGACUUCAGCCGUUUCGAUUUUCAAGUUUGCUUUGGUGAGAAGGACGACUCGUGUGAUAGGAUCUCGGUGGAGGAAGUCAACACCGUGAAGAGAGAGUGCGAUGGGUUGGUUCUCACCCCUUUGGAUCGUAACGCUGGGGAGACACUUGUUAUGUGUCCUUUCGUGUAUUAUAGGGCGAUGAUGGAUUCUUUCGUUACGAAUGUUGGUUACAGGACUGUCAAAGACCAGGAGAGGGAAGUUUUGGCGAUGGUCAAAAUGGAAGUUCGUGAGGAGGGUUUGGCGAAGUUUGCCCGUUGGGACGAUAAGGGGAGCUAUGGAGUCUCCUAUGUACUCGCGAAACAUAAAGACACAAGUCGGUUUCGACCCAUAUGCCCCACCUUCAAGGAGCUUAUGGUGAAGACUCGACGAGUGGAGGCGAAGGCUUUGAAUCACUUAUUGUUCCAACUACCUGUUGACAGUCAUUUCAAUCUUCAGGCCGUCUCGAGUCUCGCGGCCAGAUUGCAACGCAUCAACAGGAGGAUCGAGAGAGGGAAUAGGGAGGGAGUGGAGUCGGCUUCGUAUGACAUCAAGGAGAUGUUCAACCGACUCCCUCACGAAGACACUCUUGAAGCAGUUGAGUGGAUUGUCGAUCACUAUCGACGGAAAGGCAAGCUAUCGGUGCGAGUUAACACUAGGGGCAGAGGCGCUUCCUUUGGGAAGACAACAAGUGCCGACCAUUGGAGACAGUUGGAUCUCUUUGACAUCCUUAAGUUUGUAAGAUUAGAAUUGAAGCAUACCUACACGUAUGCUACCGGGGUCCUCUUGAGACAAGUGAUUGGCAUUCCGAUGGGCAAGAGUACAAGCCCACCUUUGGCUUGUAUUCUGUGCGCCUAUGCGGAGUGCAAAUUUCUGAAUAACCUUGGCGUAUUCCGCAAGAGGGUCUUUGGAAUUCGACUCGUCGACGAUGUCACACUUGUCACUAUUGGGCUGUCUGCACAGCAACGAGGAGCGAUCUUGGACACCUUCGAGAGCUGCUAUCCGCAGAAUCUGGUACUGAAGAGGACUGACACAGGCUCGGGCACUCCGCCUUUUCUCGGGUGUGAAAUCAGGACACAAAAUGUGCCACCUCACCUGGGCUGUGUGCAGUUAAUCAAGAAUGAGCAAACAAUCUGGGACUUGGAGAAGCUCACUUUCAAAAAUGGGCAGUCUUACACCUCAUGGGGAAGCAAGCAACAGAAGGUCGCGAUCAUCGGUAGUUAUCUGCAUCGGAUUGAUCAGAAUACCACGAUCCGCUCGGAAAUCCCUAUGAGAGUUCUGACCGUGAAGAGGGAACUGAGGAUUAAAGGAUUCCCAAAGGAGACUUUCGAACGUGUCUUAAAAGCGUUCACUGUGGGAAGGGAUGCGAUCUGGAAGUGGACUGUCAAACUCCUAUUCUCUUAGAAAUGGGUUUUGAACUUCAAUGUGCUACGUGGAACCUGAGACUGCAUGGAUUCGUAGGUUUUUUCAUACAGGAUGUGUUUGUGAAGUUUGUUUGGUGUGAUGGAAGAAUGCGUACCGUAUCUCGCUUUAAGUAUAGGAUAGGACUAUUUUUCUCUGUGCUGUUGUUUGCAUUUUCUUACCGUAUUUCUCUCUAAUAGGUUUAGAUUGAUAUGCAUGGGGAGUGUUCUUAUCUAAUAGAUAUUACAUGACCGGUGUGGUGUGUACACGGAUUUUAAUUGUGAGAUUUUGAGACCAUAUGACUCGUAGUAUUCGGACAGGGAUGUUUUGAACUUGGUCUUGGGGUAUAUUGUUCGAAAGGUUUUUGGGUUGUCUGAUUUGGCGCGGGAUAGGCUGGGAUUGGUUUGGGCUGUCCUGUUUGGAUAGGGUGGGUCCUGGGUCUUGCUUGGGCUUACGGCGUUAUCAGGACGGUGUUAUAAUCGGUUUUUCCUAUUUAUCCGCGGCCAGGCCUUUUGUGGUCCGUAGGUCAGUACUGCCCGGUGCUGUGUCCGAGCAGAGAAGUUUGUGUGUUCGGUGUUGUGCUGUGCGAUAAAUAGGAUGACCGAUA
Chara braunii is the source of this 3290-nucleotide messenger RNA. The record is from the annotation of a GenBank genome assembly. NCBI's taxonomy places the organism in Eukaryota, Viridiplantae, Streptophyta, Charophyceae, Charales, Characeae.